AUGCCACUACAGGCUUCUCAACGGCCGCCAAUUGUUGCAAGAGGCGCUUGCCGGACUUGCAAGACAUGCCGCCGCAAAAAGGUAAAAUGCGAAGGUCAAAAGCCCGAGUGCAGCACCUGUCGUGCGCGAGGUUGGGUUUGCGAGUACCCUGAAGAUGGCAGGAAGACAGCGGUGCGCAGCAAAAAGGCCGAUAUCAGAUCCCUUCAAAGACAGAUUGAAGAACUUAAGGGCCAGAUGAAGGAGCAGCUUUCCACGAACGACCCAUCGGACGCAGAUCACACCAAUCCGACGAGAGUAUCCAAUGAAUCUGUGAACGUAUCACACCAUCUCUCCUUAAUACCCAGCUAUGAGCCAGAUCCAAGUCCACGUACUUUGGAUUGGCAAGACCUGUCGCCACCGCGGAGAGGAGAGGAGUCGUCUACCGCUAGACCUUCGUUGGGUGAUGUCCAAGAGCCAGCCGAAGGCCACGGAGUCUCUUCCCCUGAACCUCAAGUUGACAAUUCCGAGAUGCAAAUCUACGGGGGAACAAGUCUGCUCCACGAUCGUUCCAACGGGGACUUCUGGUCUAAUCCUCCGUCAAAGGUGGACGAGAAUGACGCGGGUUACAAAAGCGCGGCUCGAGAUCGCUUGAUCUCGCAGGCCGCACUCAGUCGACAAAAGGAGGUCAACCUGUGUUCAAAUCCAAGCCUGACUGCGAACAUCGAUUUUGAUGGCAUUCCCAUGAACCUGGCGAUGCACUUGCUCGAUUUGCAUUGGAGCCGAUUACACCUAAUCUAUCUUCAAUCAUACCGUCCGGCGAUCAUUGACAGCUUGAUCAACAAUGGACCGUACGUUAGCAAAUUGCUGCUGAAUGCGAUAUACCUACAAAGUAGUUUGUACAGCGACCGAGAAGGUCUGCGACUGGAUUCACAAGACCCGCGAACAACUGGCAUGGCUUUCUACAAACGCUUCAAGACAUUGGUGGCUGAGUGUAUCGAUGAGCCUACCAUGCCCACGGUUUUGGGUCUUCUCAUAUGUGGAACGUGUUUGGUGCCCUACGGCAAGCAGAGUGCUGGCUGGGUUUAUUGUGGCAUGGCAUACCGGAUGAUGGUCGACCUGGGCUACCAUUUGAACAUCCCCAAAACACCCCAGGAGCGUGCCAAGUUUGGGCUGUCAGCCACGGACAUAGAGAUCAGACGGCGAAUCUACUGGGGCGCAUAUAUUAGCGACAAAUAUCAGUCACUAUGGAUUGGUCGGGCGCCUGCGGUGCACGAGUCGGACAGCAAUAUACCAGAAGAGUUCCUUGAUUCAUUUGAUGAAAUGGGACAAUGGACACCGUACGUGGAUCCUGAAGCUCAAUCCCUUUCCCUAGGUUUACUCGUCUAUCAACCCCGACCAUGUUAUGCCCUCAGUACAUUUCAGUCCUUGCUUCGGCUAUCCAUUAUCGCCGCGCAGGUGAUCGACGACUUGUACUCAGUCAAGAGUGCUACUGCGCCCCAAUCAAUUCUGCUGCAAAAGAAGCGCGAAUUAACAGCUCGGUUGACCGAAUGGAACGAAAAUCUUCCCGCACACCUACGUUUUGACCCAGACAAAGACAACACCCCUCCCCCACAUCAGUUGAAUCUACACAUCACCUCUCAAACGUUGGUGAUCUUAGUUGAACAGGCUUUCCUAAAUCGAGUUCACUUUAAUUUCACUCUUGACCAAGCUUCUCAAGAAAAAUCGUGCAAGAAUUGCAUCAAGGCUGCGUUCAAGAUCUGGAGGCUUCUAGAAGCGUACAAGAAAACCUUCACUCUUCGGCACGCCCAUUAUGGGGAAUUUUACGCUGCAUAUAGUGCGGUUCUGGUCAUCCUCCAGCAGGCACCUGAGAAUCACGAAGAGUAUAUCGAGUGCAUCAAAUUCUUCUGGUCGAUGUUGUCAGAGCCUCAGAGGCGCUCUUUAGGUUUUGCUCUCGGCCUGAAGAAACCGUUCAGGUUGCUAAAAGCGCGCAUGCGCCGGAUGAACUUCGUGGCAGAGCAGAUCAACCUGGAUGAGCCUGAGAAUCCUGUAGACGGACACCAUCCAAGUGGUGAGACACUCUUCAAUCGUUCUGGAAAGAAAUCGCUGUUACUAAUCAUCCUCAUAGCCUCACCAACCUGGACUGAUGCAGCGCUAGGAUGGCAACCGGGUGGACCUGUCGGUAGCGAUGCUUGGCCUCAGCCCUGGUACGAUACGAUGACUGACAAUAUGUUCUUUGCCGAUCAUAGCAUGUUCGGUCUGUUCACUCAAUGA
Molecule: messenger RNA, 2250 nt
Organism: Exophiala bonariae
Lineage: Eukaryota; Fungi; Ascomycota; Eurotiomycetes; Chaetothyriales; Herpotrichiellaceae
Exons: 3
Coding region: 1-2250 (749 amino acids)
Biological process (GO): DNA-templated transcription; regulation of DNA-templated transcription
Molecular function (GO): DNA binding; zinc ion binding; DNA-binding transcription factor activity, RNA polymerase II-specific
Source: RefSeq, a predicted model, not a curated record